AGUUUCUAGCCGGCCAGUUGCUGCCUCCCUCUCUCUCCUCCUUCCCCUUUGGCAGCGAGGAGGCUAUUUCCAGACACUUCCAGCCCUCUCCGGCCACGUCACCCUCGCCUUUAAUUCAUAAAGGUCCCCGGCGCCGGCUUCCAGGACACGUCGGCGGCGCGCAGGGCUCUCCUCCGGCCGCGGCCCACACAGCGACGGUGCGCCCCGAGGCCCGAGACCCCGCGCCCGGCAUGAGCGCCGCCACCCACUCGCCCGUGGUGCAGAUGGCGUCCGGCAACGGCGCCGCCGACCGCGACCCGCUGCCCCCCGGCUGGGAGAUCAAGGUCGACCCGCAGACGGGCUGGCCCUUCUUCGUGGACCACAACAACCGCACCACGACGUGGAACGACCCGCGCGUGUCCCCCGAGGGCCCCAAGGAGACUCCAUCCUCAGCCAAUGGGCCCUCGCGGGAGGGUGCCAGGCUGCUGCCCGCUAGGGAGGGCCACCCUGUGUACCCCCAGCUCCGACCAGGCUACAUUCCCAUCCCCGUCCUCCACGAAGGCGCUGAGAACCGGCAGCCGCACACUUUCCACGUCUAUUCCCAGCCUGGGGCACAGCGAUUCCGAACCGAGGCAGCCGCCGCUGCGCCGCAGAGGUCCCAGUCACCUCUGCGGGCUGUGCCGGAUGCCACGCAGCCAGAGAAACAACAGUGUGCACAGGCGGUGGCAGCUGCGGCAGCCCAGCCCCCAGUCUCCCAUGGACCUGAGCGGUCCCAGUCUCCUGCUGCCUCCGACUGCUCAUCCUCGUCGUCCUCCGCCAGCCUGCCCUCCUCUGGCAGGAGCAGCCUGGGCAGUCACCAGCUGCCCCGGGGCUACAUCCCCAUCCCGGUGAUACACGAGCAGAACAUCACCCGGCCAGUGGCCCAGCCCUCCUUCCACCAAGCCCAGAAGACCCACUACCCUGCUCAGCAGGGUGAAUACCAGACCCACCAGCCAGUGUACCACAAGAUCCAGGGGGAUGACUGGGAGCACCGACCCCUGCGGGCCCCGUCCCCAUUCAGAUCGCCUGCACGGGGUGCGUCCAGCCGGGAGGGCUCGCCAGCCAGAAGCAGCACACCAGUGCUCUCGCAGUCGCCCAUCCGUGUGCACACUGUGGUGGACAGGCCUCAGCAGCCCAUGGCCCAGCGAGAAUCUCCACCUGCUCCCCAACCUGACAGCAAGCCAGAAAGUAAGGCAGGCCCGGCAGGACCAGAUCUCCUUCCCGGACACAUCCCAAUCCAAGUGAUCCGCAAGGAGGCAGAUUCCAAACCUGCUUCCCCAAAGCCGCCCCCUCCCUCUGAGAAAGUGGAGGCAAAGGUGCCCUCUGCUCCAGUCUCCUGUCCUCCUCCCACUCCCGCCCCCGCUGCUGUCCCCUCUCCCCCCAAGAAUGUGGCUGUGGAAGAGAAGGCAGCACCCAGCCCCACCCCUGCCGACGCACCAGCCCCCAAGCCGGGAGAAGCUGAGGCCCCCCCGAAACACCCAGGUGUGCUGAAGGUGGAAGCCAUCCUGGAGAAGGUGCAAGGGCUGGAGCAGGCUGUGGACAACUUCGAAGGCAAGAAGACCGACAAGAAGUACCUGAUGAUUGAAGAGUAUCUGACCAAAGAGCUGCUGGCCCUGGAUUCCGUGGACCCGGAGGGACGAGCUGAUGUGCGCCAGGCCAGGAGAGACGGUGUCAGGAAGGUCCAGACCAUCUUGGAAAAACUCGAACAGAAAGCAAUCGAUGUCCCAGGUCAAGUCCAGGUUUAUGAACUCCAGCCCAGCAACCUUGAGCCUGAUCGGCCACUGCAGGAAAUCAUGGAGAUGGCCGCAGACAAGGGGAAGAAAAGUGCCGGAAAUGAAGACCCCCAGACUGAAACCCAGCAGGCAGAAGCCAAAGAAGGAACCACUGCAGACCCCAGUGGCACGACGGACCCAGCUGGGAGCCAGGGGAGCCCAGCGACAGCGUAGUCUCCUCUGAGUGGGGUCAGGCUGGAGACGUGGACUGGGUUGUGUGCUCUGGGGAUUUUAAGUUGCAUGCAUUUCAGGGACUUUCAGUCAGUUUGUUUUUGUUAUUUGUAGCCGCUUGGUACGCAGUAACUUGGGUGGAGGCACAACACACUAAUAGAAGGGCUACAGGGAAGACGAUGCUUCUCUUCCGUAGCCUUGUUCUACACGAAGAAAGAAGCUGCUUGUUUAACCCCAUUGCUUGUUUUGGGGCCCUCUGCAUGGGCACCACGCCAGCUGUGGUCACUGUCUUCCUUUAGCUCUGGACUGAAGGCGUUGUUGGGGGUAGAUGGGGAGCUGAUUUCCCAUCAUGUAAGCAUAACUCACUUCUCAGAAAUGUUGCCAUUUUUGUUUUAAUGGGAUGAUUUUCUUCAUCUCAGUAGUUCAAGUAUCUAACUUUAGAUAGAGUAAAUGUGUAAGGAGCCAUAUCUGUAUGUUGAAUGACUUUAUGCUACAUUAAAAAAAGGAAAAUAAAGUAGUAACACAACUCA
This is a messenger RNA of Oryctolagus cuniculus (rabbit), 2491 nucleotides long. RefSeq names its product BAG cochaperone 3 (gene BAG3). The record is from RefSeq and is a predicted model, not a curated record. Lineage: Eukaryota; Metazoa; Chordata; Mammalia; Lagomorpha; Leporidae. Gene Ontology annotation, biological process: protein stabilization; muscle cell cellular homeostasis; negative regulation of striated muscle cell apoptotic process. Gene Ontology annotation, cellular component: nucleus; cytoplasm; membrane. Gene Ontology annotation, molecular function: adenyl-nucleotide exchange factor activity; protein-folding chaperone binding.